This is a messenger RNA of Cheilinus undulatus (humphead wrasse), 7325 nucleotides long. It is a transcript of the gene ogdha, whose product is annotated as oxoglutarate dehydrogenase a. Gene Ontology annotation, molecular function: thiamine pyrophosphate binding; oxoglutarate dehydrogenase (succinyl-transferring) activity. The record is from RefSeq and is a predicted model, not a curated record. Gene Ontology annotation, cellular component: oxoglutarate dehydrogenase complex; mitochondrion. Gene Ontology annotation, biological process: tricarboxylic acid cycle. The transcript has 25 exons. NCBI's taxonomy places the organism in Eukaryota, Metazoa, Chordata, Actinopteri, Labriformes, Labridae. The coding region runs from base 279 to 3437 and encodes 1052 amino acids.
GGCCUUGCUUCCAUACCCCGCGCCCCGAGCUGUCAUCAUUUUACCGGGAGAGGCGAAGGGCAUCCUGGAUACCGGCCGAGAGGGGAGCCGCUGAAACUCGUUUCUCGAGUGGACAAACAAACCAGUGGACAGUGGAUGUUUGAUUCCCCCCUCUCUGUUCUGGGACCGACCCUGCUGGACUGAGUUUUGACCCGUUCUUCUCUCUGAGGUUGAGGACGUCCGGCCCAUCGGACUGACCACCACCACCGUGUGUGUGUGAGACACUUUAAGGACUGCUUAUGCAUCGUUUAAGGACUUGUGCGGCGCGAUUGCGCCCGCUAACCGCCUCGCAGGCGGCUCAGACUGUCGGCCAGCAAAGGCCAAUCACAGUCGCCUCCACAGGUGGCACAAGGACGUUUCAGCCUAUCAGGUGCUACACGGCACCUGUGGCCUCGGAGCCGUUCCUGAAUGGGACAAGCUCCAACUAUGUGGAGGAGAUGUACUAUGCCUGGCUGGAGGACCCCAAGAGUGUUCACAAGUCGUGGGAUGUAUUUUUCAGGAAUGCUAACGCCGGUGCUCCUCCCGGUGCAGCGUACCAGUCUCCCCUGGGUUUGUCUGCAGCUCCUCAGCUCUCCUCUCUGGUCGGAGCUCAGCCCAACGUGGAGAAGCUGGUGGAGGAUCACCUGGCUGUACAGUCUCUCAUCAGGGCCUACCAGAUCCGUGGGCACCAUGUGGCCCAGUUGGACCCCCUCGGCAUCAUGGACGCUGACUUGGACUCGUGUGUCCCCACUGACAUUAUCACCUCCUCCGACAAGCUGGACGUGGCUGUGUUCAAGGAGAGGCUGAAAAUCCUAACGGUAGGAGAAUCAGAUGAAUCACAGUUUAGUGUCAGCUGCAGACAGAGCGGCUUCUAUGGUCUGGAUGAGUCUGACCUGGAUAAGGUGUUCCGGCUGCCCACCACCACCUUCAUUGGAGGCUCAGAGAGCGCCCUGCCGCUGAAGGAGAUCAUCCGCAGACUGGAGAUGGCGUACUGCCAGCACAUUGGCGUGGAGUUCAUGUUCAUCAACGACCUGGAGCAGUGUCAGUGGAUCAGACAGAAGUUUGAGACUCCAGGAGUGAUGCAGUUCACUUUGGAGGAGAAGAGGACACUGCUGGCUCGUAUGGUCCGCUCCACCAGGUUUGAGGAGUUCCUGCAGAAGAAGUGGUCUGCUGAGAAACGUUUUGGCCUGGAGGGCUGUGAGUCUCUGAUCCCGGCUCUGAAAACCAUCAUCGAUAAAUCCUCUGAGAACGGCGUGGAGAACGUCAUCAUGGGCAUGCCUCACAGGGGUCGUCUGAAUGUUUUGGCCAACGUGAUCCGGAAAGAGCUGGAGCAGAUUUUCUGUCAGUUUGACUCCAAACUGGAAGCUGCUGACGAGGGCUCUGGGGAUGUAAAGUACCAUCUCGGUAUGUACCAUCGUCGUAUCAACCGUGUGACCGACAGGAACAUCACUCUGUCUCUGGUGGCUAACCCGUCUCACCUGGAGGCCGUGGACCCUGUGGUGCAGGGUAAGGCAAAGGCCGAGCAGUUCUACAGCGGAGACAACGACGGCAACCGGGUGAUGUCCAUCCUGAUUCACGGUGAUGCGGCGUUUGCAGGUCAGGGAAUCGUCUAUGAAACUUUCCAUCUGUCUGACCUGCCGUCCUACACCACACAUGGGACCGUGCAUGUCGUCGUCAACAACCAGAUUGGUUUCACCACCGACCCUCGUAUGGCUCGCUCGUCUCCAUAUCCGACUGAUGUUGCUCGAGUCGUGAAUGCCCCCAUCUUCCACGUCAACGCUGAUGACCCCGAGGCUGUCAUCUACGUCUGCAACGUCGCCGCAGAGUGGAGAGCCACGUUCCACAAAGACGUGGUGGUCGACCUGGUGUGCUACCGUCGUAUGGGUCACAACGAGAUGGAUGAGCCCAUGUUCACUCAGCCGCUGAUGUACAAACAGAUCAAGAAGCAGAAGCCGGUUCUGCUGAAAUACGCUGAGAAACUGAUCGCAGAGGGAGCCGUCAGCAGGCAGGAGUAUGAGGAGGAGAUUGCCAAAUAUGACAAGAUCUGUGAGGAGGCGUACGCUCGCUCCAAAGAUGAGAAAAUCCUCCACAUCAAGCACUGGCUGGACUCUCCAUGGCCCGGUUUUUUCACUCUGGAUGGUCAGCCAAAGUCUAUGAGCUGCCCCUCCACCGGUCUGACUGAGGAGAACCUGAACAACAUCGGACAGGUGGCUUCGUCUGUACCUGUGGAGGACUUCACAAUCCAUGGAGGUCUGAGUCGUAUCCUGAAGGGUCGAGCUGAGAUGGUUCGUAACCGGACUGUGGACUGGGCUCUGGGAGAGUACAUGGCCUUUGGAUCUCUGCUGAAGGAGGGAAUUCACAUCAGACUGUCGGGACAGGACGUGGAGCGAGGAACAUUCAGCCACCGUCAUCACGUCCUCCAUGACCAGAACGUGGAUAAGAGGAUCUGCAUCCCCAUGAACCACAUCGCUCCUGACCAGGCGCCGUACACCGUGUGUAACAGCUCUCUGUCAGAGUACGGCGUCCUCGGUUUUGAGCUCGGUUUCGCCAUGGCGAGUCCCAAUGCUCUGAUCCUGUGGGAGGCUCAGUUUGGAGACUUCCACAACACGGCUCAGUGCAUCAUCGACCAGUUUAUCUGCCCCGGUCAGGCCAAGUGGGUCCGCCAGAACGGCAUCGUGCUGCUGCUGCCUCACGGCAUGGAGGGCAUGGGUCCAGAACAUUCUUCAGCUCGUCCAGAGAGAUUCCUUCAGAUGUGCAAUGAUGACCCUGAUGUCAUGCCGACCAUCACUGACGACUUCGCAGUCCGUCAGCUCUACGACUGUAACUGGAUCGUGGUGAACUGUUCCAACCCUGCUAACUACUUCCACGUUCUGAGACGACAGAUCCUCCUGCCGUUCAGGAAGCCGCUGAUCAUCUUCACUCCCAAAUCUCUGCUGCGUCACCCCGAGGCCAGAUCCAGCUUUGACGAGAUGCUUCCUGGAACCCACUUCCAGAGGUUGAUCCCAGAAGAAGGCCCUGCUGCAGAGCGCCCAGCUGAAGUGAAGAGGCUGAUCUUCUGCACAGGAAAGGUUUACUAUGAGCUGACCAAAGAGAGGAAGAACAGAGGCAUGGAGGACACCGUGGCCAUCGCACGCAUGGAGCAGCUGUCCCCGUUCCCGUUCGACCAGGUGAAAGCAGAGUCUGAGCGGUUCCCCAACGCCGACCUGGUCUGGUGUCAGGAGGAGCACAAAAACCAGGGAUACUAUGACUACGUGAAGCCUCGCAUCAGGACCACCAUCCAGAGAGCCAAACCUGUGUGGUACGCUGGCAGAGGGCCAGCAGCAGCUCCGGCGACAGGAAACAAGAACACUCACCUGAUGGAGCUGCGCCGCUUCCUUGACACGGCCUUCGGCCUCGAUGCGUUCAAAGAUCAGCAGUAGAGCCGCAACCUCUGACCCCUGUCCUGCAACAUCUGGAUCAAACCCUCACCUGUCUGACCUUUGACCCCCCCGACUCUCCUGGAUUCAGUUAUGACACGCAAAAUUCAUCAACGCACACAAACACAUAUUGUUUCAUAUUAGGGUCUGCACGUGUGCUGUUUACCGCAGAAAUACUCAAAUAUCACAUGGUCUUUGACUGCACAAUCUCCUAACACUCUGUACUACAAACUACAUGAGUCCUGCAUGCUGCAGAGUACACAGUGAGUCCAAAUGCAAACACAUAAUCAACAAAUCUGCAUCUAUUAAAAGUCUGAGUGUCUAAGGUGUUGUAUGAUCAGAACGGUUUGAAAUCAGCUGAAAACUUCACUUGGAUUUGUCCUGGUUUGGGAAUCAUCAACUUUCUGAAUGACGUUUGAUGUGAUUCAGUAAAAAAUGUCAGUUUUUAGUGUUAGUUUUUGAUGAUCUGAGCUGUGUACGUGUCUUGUUCUGUUACAAAAAUAUAUCUGAUGGGGAAGUUGCCUCAGAAGUGCUUGGUUUUCAGGCAAAAGAAACAAAAUUUGUACUCUGUUUAGGGCAACUUUCACAGCAAAUAUUACAUAAUAUUAAGGUCUGAAAUCACAGAACAGUCCUCUUUCCACAUGCAUACACAAACUAAAGAUGGACAAUGGCUAUCAGCAUGCAAACAAUCUUUUUAAUUCAGUUUGUCUAGGAAAAUAUUUUUUCUGGAGUUAAAACAAGCCAAAUGCAAUGCUAACUCUUUUAGCCUGUUAAUGACAAUUUCCAUUAUGUGUUAGCAUCAAGCUAACAUCCUUAGAUGAACAUGCCUGUCCAUCCCUCUCAAAAAUUUGAGUCUUAUUUAAAUGAUUGAUUUUCAAAGAUGUUUUUUCCUUGAAAUGCACAUCCCUAGCGGCAGCUUGUUUAACCUGUUUUUAACACUUUAUCAGGUAAUUUUCAUGACAGGAAAACAAUAGAAAAGUUGUUGACAGUCAAAGACAUUUUGUUCAAUUUAAGUUUGGUUACAAGACGUGCAUCCAGGUCUUGCUGUGAAUACGAUGUUCUCUUAAAGGUUUCAGUACGUGAUAUUAAAGUAGGACAGGUGCAGAAAAUGCAGCACAAGCACGAAUUGUGCAUUCCUGUUUGCAGUUGGAAUCACUGUGUUCUAUUUUACCUGCACAGUUUAGUUUCCGUACUGUGUUUACAUGUCAGUACUACAGCAGCAGCAGGCUCAACUCCAGCACAGGCAACAUGGCAACUUUUAGAGCAACAAGUCUCCUCAACAGAUUUUUAAAAGUAGUAGAUGGGCCUGAUUAAGACGGUUAGAAAGAAAACUUCACAUCUCAAAGCUCUUCUAUUGCUCUGGAUUUCGCUGUGUAUUUUAAGCAUCAAGAUUUGAGCUUUUUAAGUGUAUUUGCCAGAAAUUGCUUCAACUGCAGAACUAUUGCAUGAUCAAAGAGUUUGGAGAACUGCAGAAAAAUAUGAACUUCACCUGAACUUAUAUGGUGUAAAAUCUGCAACUUUUUCAGUGAUGUUUGGUUCUGCAUAAUUCAGAUUUCAGUUCAAGUUCAAAGCGCAUAUGUCACAGAAACGCUCUGAUGGGAAGCUGAGAUUUGCUUGUGAAGUUGUCAAGACUUAGAGCAAUUAUUUAGACAAGGAAACAAACUGGGUAGGUGUUUAAAGAAUCACAGAUUUCAGUACUUAACUGUUUUUAAAGCUUUGUGCUGCAGAGAUGUCUCUCACCAGAAAUAUUAAAAUACAAGAAGGUGAGAGACUGGGCAAGUUUUCAGGCAAGACAUGCCAUGGAUCUUUCUUUGUCCAUUUUAAAGCAUCAGGACUCAAGCUGUUUGAGCUUAUUUGCCAAUAAAAUUGCUUCAAAUGUAAUUUAACUGAAGCUACCUGAAAUUACUCUCAUCUAAAGUAAAAUCAGCCACUUUUUGGAUGAAGUUUGAAUAUUUACAAUAAAGGAAUCUUAGAUUUCUAUAGCAAAAGUUUCAUGCCAGAAAUGUCUCUAAACUGUUGCUCAAAAGUGUUAAGAAAAACUCCAAGAAGUUGUCAAUUCUUGUGGCAAAUCUGGAGGUGAAAGGAACCAACUUGGCAGUUGUAAAAAGAAUAAUUGCAGGUUUUUCUGUUGUUGAAGCUUUGUCUUGCAGACUCGUCUCACACUGCAUGAAAAACACUAAGAUUUGAAGUCAAAAGUUGCUGAAGAAGUAGGCAAGACUUUGUGCAAAAGCAUCGAGACGAGAGCUGUCUGAACUUACUUGCUCAUAAAAAAAAAAUGCUUCAAAUUAAGAGGUUGUGUUUUAAAAACGGUAGCUCCUUGAAAUCAACUUUGUCUAAGAUCUGCAACUUUUUGAAGUAAAUUUGGUGAAAUCUAAAAGAAGAGAAGCAGAUUCAGUAAGCAACGGUUUUAGUUUCACUCUGCACUCGCAUCUCAAUCUGCAUCAAUAACGCUCAGAUCUGAAAGCAAAAACUGCUGAAGAAGUUGACAACAUGUAAGGCAACUUUUUAGUCAAAAGAAACAAAGUGGGUCAUUUUUGAAAGAAAGAAGAAGAAGAAAGAAGUUGUGGACUUCAGAAGCUGUUUUUAAAACGGUGUGUUGCAGACAUAUCCCACACUGCACCAAAAACGUUAAGAGUUAAAGUCACAAGUUGCCAGAGAAGUAGGCAAAUCUGGGCAACAAAACAGGAAAAUUCAGAGAUAAACUCUGGAUGACUUGGAGUAACUUUUCAAGGAACAAAACAAUAAAAUGUACAGAUGCACUCUGGAUGUUGUUUGAGGUUUUUGAGAUUGCUGAUGAAAUUGGCUUCGAAUUUCAAUGAUGUUUGAAAACAACUGCAGCUACCUGAAAUUUGCAUUCUUUCAAAUCUGCAACUUAUGAAUGAAGUUUGUUAAUGUCCGAUAAAAUAAUCCCACAUCUCCGUACACACCAGUUUUCAGUUUUGAGCUGUAAAUACAUCUCAGUCUUUUACAGAAACUUUCGAAUGUAAAGCCAAUAGUUGCUUUAAAAGUAGGUGAGACCUGAGGCAACUUUUCAUACAACAAAGCAAGAAAAUGCAGCAACAUGCAAGGCAACCUUUGAGGGCUUCUUGCUCCAGAAAAGUUAGAAUCCUGUGAUGGAGUGGAGCUCAGAGACACAUUCCUCCGUCCACGCACAUCUGUAUCAUGUAUGAGCAGGUCAGCAGUUCAUCCUACACCAACAGGAUCAAUACUCAUCAAUAAUCUUCACAGGAAACGUUGCAGGAAAUCUUUUAUCUUUAGGUUUUAACGAAUGGCUCGUUAGCAUGGUUAGCGCUCCUCAUUGAAAGUGAAUGGGAGUGGGGCUAGCAGGGGAGAAGUGAGAGUUUAAUACGUUAAGGAGUGGAUUCAGUACAGCAGGUGGAGGGUUUUUCUGCCUUUCAGCAGGUGUGUUCGCUCGUUAAGGUAAAGUCUGUAAUUAGUCGCCACAGCAACACUUAACUAGCACACUGAGGUUUUAUUGUUUUUCUUUGUUUUGAAGGGAUAUUUUUGGGAGUAAUAUGGCUGCAUUUUUGCGCUAUCAGGCAUCCCUACAUGAACCAAAUGUACUGCUGAUUACAAUUUAACCCCUCGGCUUCUGUCUCUUCUUCUGCUCUCUUUUUUCUCUCUCUGGAGCAUUUAUCCUGUGCCAAAAUGGAUCAGAGCGUCUCAUGUUUUUAUUAUUUUAGUCGCAGCUGAAUGAACUCUGUCAGCAGGAAAUAAAAUCCUCCUGGUUUAAACUCCUAUACUAAACGACUACAGAAGAUGAAGUCGACUGCAGGUGGUGUUCUGGGCUUCUGUGAGACAAAGAAAAUGAUUUAUUUAUUUUCAUAAUAGGGGAUUGUAAUUCUCUUCAUUAUUUUGCUUCAUUCAAUAAAGAAUCCUGUAUGUACUGAA